Messenger RNA from Solanum verrucosum, 2244 nucleotides. RefSeq names its product protein NPG1. Gene Ontology annotation, molecular function: protein binding. Lineage: Eukaryota; Viridiplantae; Streptophyta; Magnoliopsida; Solanales; Solanaceae. Bases 28 to 2136 code for a protein of 702 amino acids. The transcript has 5 exons. The record is from RefSeq and is a predicted model, not a curated record.
UGAGGAGCAUAGAAAGUGGGGCCAGAGAUGUCUGGAAAUGAAUCACCAGAAUUAGGGCAAGCUGAUGUUGAUCGAUCAGUUAGGCAAGUUUGUGCAAAUGGGAUUUGCAUGCAAACAAAUGUUGUUGAAGCAAAGCUUGAUGAGGGAAACAUUCAAGAGGCUGAAUCUGCAUUGCGUGAAGGUUUGUCCCUCAAUUUUGAGGAAGCACGAGCUCUUCUUGGAAGAUUGGAAUAUCAAAGAGGAAAUGUGGAAGGUGCUCUUAGGGUGUUUGAUGGUAUUGAUCUCCAAGCAGCCAUACAAAGGAUGCAGCCUUCUGUUACUGAGAAACAACCUUCUAAAAAGGGCCGCACUAAAAGCAUUGAGUCUGUGCCAGGUGUCUCACAGCAUGCUGCUGGUCUGGUCCUUGAGGCCAUAUAUUUGAAAGCGAAGUCCCUGCAAAAGCUUGGGAGACUGACUGAUGCUGCUCGUGAAUGUCUAAGUGUGCUUGAUGCCGUAGAGAAGAUAUUCGAUAGUGGCAUACCUGAUGUACUGGUGGAGAAUAAGCUGCAAGAAACUGUGAGCCAUGCUGUUGAGCUCCUUCCAGAGCUAUGGAAGCAAGCUGGUUCCUAUUCUGAAGCAAUGUCUGCCUAUCGCCGUGCCCUCUUAAGCCAAUGGAAUCUCGAUAAUGACUGCUGUGCCAGGAUUCAAAAAGCUUUUGCUGUGUUUCUGCUUUAUAGUGGGGUUGAGGUUUGCCCACCAAGCUUAGCUGUGCAAAUUGACGGUUCUUAUGUACCUAGGAACAAUUUAGAAGAAGCCAUACUGCUGUUAAUGAUUCUGAUGAGAAAAGUCUACCUUGGUAAGAUCAAAUGGGACCCUUCAGUUUUAGAGCACCUUACAUUUGCUCUGUCUGUAUGCGGCCAAACCUCUGUUUUAGCUAAACAACUUGAAGAAGUAAUGCCAGGGGUACUUAACCGGAUUGAUCGUUGGCGAUCUUUAGCACUUUGUUAUUUUGCGGCUGGACAGAACAAAAAUGCCUUAAGUCUGCUGCGGAAGUCUCUGCAUAAACAUGAAGAGCCAGAUGACGUUCUCUCAUUGGUGUUGGCUUCUAAAAUUUGUUCUGAGGAUGUCUUUCUUGCAGCUGAGGGAGUGAAGUAUGCACAGAGGGCGAUAACUAAUGCAGAGGGUUCAAAUGAACACUUGAAAGGUGUUGGUCUCCGCGUGUUAGGUCUUUGUUUGGGCAAGCAGGCGAAAGUUGCAACCUCCGACUUUGAGAGAUCACAACUUCAAUCUGAGGCUUUAAAAUCUUUAGAUGGUGCAAUGGCUUUAGAGCAUGAAAAUUCAGAUUUGAUGUUUGAGUUAGGCGUUCAAUAUGCAGAGCACCGUAAUCUGGAUGCAGCUUUGCAAUAUGCGAGAAAGUAUGUUGAUGCAACAGGAGGAUCUACUCUAAGAGGUUGGAGACUGCUUGCUUUAGUUCUUUCUGCUCAACAUCGCUAUUCGGAGGCUGAAGUAGUUACUGAUGCGGCUUUUGAUGAGACUACAAAGUGGGAUCAAGGACCUUUGCUAAGAAUGAAAGCUAAGCUUAAAACAUCCCAGUCACGGUACAUUGACGCUGUUGAACCUUAUCGUCAUCUCCUUUCAUUGGUUCAAGCUCAAAGAAAAUCUUUUGGACCAUUCAGAAAUGCGCCUCAGGUGGAGGAAGAUAAGGUAAAUGAAUAUGAAGUUUGGCAUGGACUGGCAGACUUGUACUCUAGCCUUUCACAUUUUAAGGAUGCAGAGACAUGUUUGGAGAAAGCUAGAGGUCUUAUCGAGUACUCAGCAGACACUUUGUAUACAGAAGGAAUGAUGUUUGAAAGACAGGGAGAAAAUGACAAAGCGUUGUCUGCUUAUAUUAAUGCACUAUUAGUAGAGCCUAAUCAUGUGCAGUGUAAGAUCUUGCUUGGUUCUUUAUUGACUAAAAUGGACCCGGGGAUGUUGCCAUUGGCAAAAGCAUUACUCUCAGAUGCAUUGAGGAUUGAACCUACCAAUCGUGUAGCUUGGUACCACUUGGGAUUGGUUCAUAGAGACGAUGGACGGGUAGCUGAUGCUGCUGAUUGUUUCCAGGCAGCUUCCAUGCUUGAAGAGUCUGAUCCCAUCGAAAAGUUUAGUUCCAUCCUUUGAAGUUUUCCAACCAUCUACAAGUCAAAUCUUAUUCUUUUAUUCUUUAUUUAUACAGGAUUUGGGCACAAUGUCCAAAAUUAUGCUUAGAUGACUUCGUUGGUAGGUUUU